AUGGCUGUCACCCAAGCUUCGGCGAAUUCUACCAAUGCCGCCUUCAAGGACAAGGAGAAGCCUAUGGCUGUUCGCACAGCAAAUAUUGUUGCUGCGAGAGCUGUUGCGGAUGCUAUAAGAACGAGCUUAGGUCCCCGAGGCAGUAAACCUGCUAAUACCCCUCUGGUGGAUAAGAUGAUCAUGACAGGGCGUGGAGAGACGAUGAUUACGAAUGAUGGAAAUACCAUGUUGAAAAGCAUGUCUGUUAUGCACCCCUCAGCCAAGAUGCUGGUAGACCUUUCAGCAGCACAAGAUGUCGAAGCAGGAGAUGGAACUACGUCGGUAGUAGUAAUUGCAGGAAGUUUAUUAGGAGCCGCAGAUAGAUUACUUGGAAAGGGAAUCCACCCUUCAGUUAUCGCCGAGUCCUUCCAAAGAGCAGCAGCCGCAGCUGUUCAGGUCCUCCACGAUAUGUCGGUUCCUGUCUCCCUGACCGAUACGACUGUCCUCCUUCAAGCCGCCACCACCUCUCUUUCUUCCAAGAUUGUUUCGCAACAUUCGGGUUUACUCGGUCCUAUGGCUGUUAAUGCUGUUACGAACACUAUUGAUAUUAAGACUGCGGAUAAUGUUGAUUUGAAGAACAUCAGGAUAGUUAAGAAAGUCGGAGGCACAAUCGAGGACAGUGAGAUGGUUGAAGGUGUAGUCUUAACACAACAAGUUGUUAAGAAUGGUGGUGGACCAGUCAGAAUGGAAAAGGCACGGAUAGGACUCAUUCAGUUUCAACUCAGCCCUCCCAAGCCAGAUAUGGAAAACCAAAUCGUAGUAAAUGACUACCGCCAAAUGGACAAAAUCCUCAAAGAAGAGCGCACCUACCUCCUCAAUAUGGUAAAGAAGAUCAAAAAAGCAAAAUGCAACGUCCUCUUCAUCCAAAAAUCCAUUCUCCGCGACGCUGUCAACGACCUCUCCCUCCACUUCCUCGCCAAGCUCAACAUCCUCUGCAUUAAAGACAUUGAGCGCGACGAGGUUGAAUUCAUCUGCAAAUCCACCGGCUGCAAGCCUAUCGCCGACAUCGACUCGUUCUCCGAAGACAAACUUGGUAGCGCUGACUUGAUCGAAGAAAGCCAGAGCAGCGGCAGCAGAAUUGUUAAAGUCACGGGUACGAAGAGUGCUGGCAAGACCGUCAGCAUCGUUUGCCGUGGCGCCAACUCUCUUAUCCUGGACGAAGCAGAGCGUUCCCUCCAUGAUGCCCUUUGCGUUAUCCGCUGUCUCGUCAAGAAGAAAGCGCUCAUUGCUGGUGGUGGAGCCCCUGAGAUCGAGAUCGCUUCCCAGCUGUCUAAACAGAGCAGAAGCUUGACGGGCACAGAGGCUAUCUGCUGGAAGGCGUUUGCUGAUGCGAUGGAGGUUAUUCCUACGACGCUAGCGGAGAACGCGGGGUUGAAUAGUAUCAAGGUUGUCACAGAGCUCAGGCAUAAGCAUGAGUAUGGAGAGAAGAAUGCGGGUGUUAGUAUCAAGAGUGGUGGGGUCAAGAUUGAUAUUGGCGAGGAGAACGUGUUGCAGCCGUUGUUGGUGAGCACCAGUGCUGUAGAGCUGGCUGCCGAGACCGUAAAAAUGAUUCUGAGAAUCGACGAUAUUUGCUUAUCAAGAUGA
Lachnellula hyalina is the source of this 1623-nucleotide messenger RNA. It is a transcript of the gene cct4, whose product is annotated as T-complex protein subunit delta. Gene Ontology annotation, molecular function: ATP hydrolysis activity; ATP-dependent protein folding chaperone; ATP binding. Gene Ontology annotation, biological process: protein folding. The record is from RefSeq and is a predicted model, not a curated record. NCBI's taxonomy places the organism in Eukaryota, Fungi, Ascomycota, Leotiomycetes, Helotiales, Lachnaceae. The transcript has 5 exons. The coding region runs from base 1 to 1623 and encodes 540 amino acids. Gene Ontology annotation, cellular component: chaperonin-containing T-complex.